Messenger RNA from Aspergillus novofumigatus IBT 16806, 2575 nucleotides. RefSeq names its product thioredoxin domain-containing protein. The record is from RefSeq and is a predicted model, not a curated record. Gene Ontology annotation, biological process: carbohydrate metabolic process. Bases 249 to 2537 code for a protein of 762 amino acids. The transcript is spliced from 5 exons. NCBI's taxonomy places the organism in Eukaryota, Fungi, Ascomycota, Eurotiomycetes, Eurotiales, Aspergillaceae.
CAGAGCCCAACUCUUGUUCACUAGGGGUACAUUCUUAUUGCUAUACUCGGGUAGUAUUUGCAGUCCAACGGAUCCCUGUCACUCUGUCUGUUCUCGGAAUAGUCUGAUCAGAGCUUCCUCUUGUGACUUGAGCCGAAUAGUCGCCGUAUCUUAUCAGUGGGCAGCCCCCCCCUUCGUCGUAUUCUGGUACGACAAUUUCCAACUUGUUGACGACAGCUCGCUACACAAUCACCUCCUGAUUAUGCAAGAUGGCGACAACAGCAGCCAUGCAUCCUCAAACACACCUGGGCGGUGCGGACCAUGAGCCGAAGCUUGUCAAUAGGCUGCGGGAUAGCAGGUCGCCUUAUGUCAGAGCUCACAUGAACAAUCCGGUCGCCUGGCAAUUAUGGGAUGCAGAGGCCAUCGAAUUAGCCAGACGGUAUAACCGACUCAUCUUUUUGAGCAUCGGUUAUUCAGCGUGUCACUGGUGCCAUGUCAUGGAAAAGGAAUCGUUCAUGUCGCAAGAAGUAGCCUCGUUGCUGAACGAAUCCUUCAUUCCGAUCAAAGUCGACAGAGAAGAGAGACCUGAUAUCGACGACGUUUAUAUGAAUUACGUCCAAGCUACCACCGGCUCUGGCGGCUGGCCUUUGAGUGUAUUUCUGACACCCAAUCUUGAGCCUGUGUUUGGUGGCACCUACUGGCCUGGCCCGAACUCAUCAACACUCUCCAGACAGGACACAGUCGGAUUCGUGGAUAUCCUGGAGAAACUGCGAGAUGUGUGGAAGACUCAGCAGCAGCGAUGCCUCGAUAGUGCGAAAGAGAUCACGCGACAACUGAGGGAGUUCGCCGAGGAAGGAACACAUGCCCAACAAGGCGAUCGGCAGGCGGAUGAGGAUUUGGACAUCGAGCUUCUGGAGGAGGCCUAUCAGCACUUCGCUUCGCGAUAUGAUACUGCAAACGGAGGCUUUUCCCGGGCGCCCAAGUUUCCCACGCCUGCCAACUUAAGCUUCCUCCUGCGCCUGAAGACAUACCCAAGCGCCGUGUCGGACAUUGUAGGAGAAGAGGAGUGUGACAAGGCAGCUGCCAUGGCAGUGAGCACGCUCAUUAGUAUGGCGCGCGGAGGAAUCAGGGAUCACAUCGGCCAUGGUUUCGCGCGAUACAGCGUGACCGCGGAUUGGAGUCUGCCCCAUUUUGAAAAGAUGCUUUACGACCAGGCUCAGCUUCUGGAUGUAUACGUCGACGCGUUCAAAAUCACGCAUAACCCUGAACUCUUGGGUGCCGUAUAUGACCUUGCCACCUAUCUCACCACCGCCCCAAUUCAGUCGCCUGUGGGUGCUUUUCACUCAUCCGAGGACGCAGACAGUCUGCCAACGCCUAACGACACGGAAAAGCGUGAAGGAGCCUUUUAUGUCUGGACUUUGAAGGAACUCACGCAAGUUCUCGGCCAGCGAGAUGCUGGUGUCUGCGCUCGACACUGGGGGGUCACUCCGAGCAAGCUCGCAAGAGAAUUUGGGUUGAGCGAGGAGGAGGUCGUGAAGAUCAUCAAGUCGGCAAAACAGAAACUACGUGAAUACCGUGAGACGACACGGGUACGUCCCGAUUUGGAUGACAAGGUUAUUGUGGCUUGGAACGGACUUGCCAUCGGUGCGCUCGCCAAAUGCAGUGCCUUGUUCGAAGAGAUCGAAAGCUCAAAAGCUGUGCAGUGUCGCGAGGCAGCAGCACGAGCGAUCAACUUCAUCAAGGAGAACUUGUUUGAGAAGGCGACGGGCCAGCUCUGGCGUAUCUAUCGCGAUGGUAGCAGGGGAGAAACACCUGGCUUUGCGGACGACUACGCUUAUCUCAUUCACGGUCUGUUGGAUAUGUAUGAAGCUACGUACGACGACAGUUAUCUACAAUUCGCGGAGCAGCUGCAGAAAUAUCUCAACGAUAACUUCCUUGCCUAUGUAGGCUCGACACCAGCGGGUUACUACAGCACACCUUCCUCCAUGACACCGGGCAUGCCGGGUCCACUUCUUCGUCUGAAAACUGGAACCGAGUCAGCUACACCAUCCAUCAAUGGGGUCAUCGCUCGUAACCUGCUCCGUCUCUCGGCACUGCUAGAGGAAGAGGAGUACCGUACACUGGCCCGCCAGACAUGCCACUCCUUCUCCGUGGAGAUCCUGCAGCAUCCUUUCCUGUUCGUUGGCCUCCUUGAUGUCAUUGUCGGACUCCAGACGACAACACGGAGCGUAACGGGGGUCUUCUGCACUGCAAACCUUCCUCAUAGCGUUACUUCGGAAGGGUCUGGUAGACUCAUCAACAAGCCAGACGAGCCCGUGUCUGUACGGGAUAUGAUUAUCAAAAAGAUCCGGAGCGAGGCUGGGUCGACGAUGGUCACGUCGGCUACGGUCACAUCACUAGUCGACAUCAGGCCAUCCCAUCUUGGUGACUUUGUUGGCAACCAGUCUUUCUGGCUCAGGACUCGGAACCCACUAUUCAAAGAGCUCAAGCCAUCGGAGCCGGCGAAGAAUUAUUUGAUGGUCUGCGAGAGCGGCAGGUGCACGAUGAUUGACGUCUAAAAGUGCUGAUAGAGUUAAUUUUCGAUUUUGCUUUUCUU